Messenger RNA from Boeremia exigua, 1093 nucleotides. RefSeq lists its product as uncharacterized. The transcript has a single exon. The record is from RefSeq and is a predicted model, not a curated record. NCBI's taxonomy places the organism in Eukaryota, Fungi, Ascomycota, Dothideomycetes, Pleosporales, Didymellaceae. Bases 141 to 764 code for a protein of 207 amino acids.
GCAAUGCAUGUAGGUUGAUAGCAACGGGUCUCGAGAUCGUCUAGGCAUACGCUCUGUAUUAGCAAACAUGUAUCAGCAAACAUGCCACAACCCCGAUUUCGAUUUCAAUUUCCUUGACUGCCUGCGUAUAAACAGUGAGUAUGCUCGUAGCAAGAUACCGAAAUAUCACUCAGACCCAUCAUACAACACACCGUCUACUCACUCACCGAUCCCAUCGCCCACCUCACAAAGCACCAACACCAAACGCUCACCCAACAUCGCAGCAAGGCAGACUCACCACACACCGACCUCUAAAUAUACACCUCCGGACCCAUCGAGGCGCAGGCCGAUCGACGGCGCGGCCCCGGGAUCUCCCUUGUGCCACGUUCACGAUCUGUAGAACAUUCGCCGGGCGGCACGGGGGUAUUUCGAGGAGUGCUACGUCAGCGGUGAGCAGUGCAGUGGAGGGGUCUCAGCGCGUCAGUGUCAGUGGGCGGAGCAGUGGUGGAGGCAGUGGGGAGUUGGGUGUUAGUUUUAGUGUGACUGCACAGGAGGGUUUAUUUAGAACGGGGGAGGUGGUGGUUAGGCGAGCGAGGUGCGGUGGUGUUGGUGGUGGAUUAGGGUUUGUGUGGCGGGGGAAAGUGAUGGUAGCGAGGCUGGUCAGCUCUGAUGGUACGGGCAUGCGUAAUCAGGAUCGUGCAUUGUGUGUACCACAAGACGGCCUCUGGUGCAACGCGGGACUCGUGCCGCCUGACGGACGGAAGUGCAAGGCGGAUUUAUGCUGAUCGGCAUUGUUCUAUGCAAUUUUCAGGCGGCGGCGUUGUGCAUGUCAGCAACAGCCCGAAGGCGCUGGAGGCACUGUGAGAUUGCGGCGCGGUGCAGGAGGAGGGCGUCCGGAGAGGCGUUGGAGCUGGUGUGUUGUUAUCGGCGAGAAGAUUUGGUGGAGUGUUGGUGGAUCGCUUGCCAUUGAGACAUGGGCUGUAAGCGCCGGUGGACACAAGAGGUCGUGGAGGAAGGAACGACUACACGCUAGAAACGGGAUUGAGCCGCAGCGGCCGGCGCACACUCGAGAAAGUUCAAGCUUGCAUUGAGAGUAGGUAUGGGCCCAUUGUGC